Messenger RNA from Notodromas monacha, 1540 nucleotides. The record is from the annotation of a GenBank genome assembly. Lineage: Eukaryota; Metazoa; Arthropoda; Ostracoda; Podocopida; Cyprididae.
AUGACUGAAGUAAUCCUCUAUCCGCUGUCCGUUCUGACCGACAGUCCCGUGCAAGUUGUUGAGCCCAAAACGAUGGAUUCCUCCUUCGGAGGUUUGAGCAAUUAUUUGUACUACUGCGCACUUCCGCCGGGUGUGAGCACCACGGAGACCCUGGAAAUCGGACUCAGUGCGAUGCCCAAGACUCGUCGGGAACCCCGAGAAUCGCCGUGUUUGACGACUCGAGAGUUGUAUGAUCCGGAAAUCAGUGGACGAAUCGCGCAGCAGUUGGCCAAGAUGCACACACUGCAGUUGCCCUUGUCGAAGGAACCCAAUUGGAUUUGGGAGACGAUGCGAAAGUGGGCCCUCAUCAUCGCCACCGACAUCACGCCGUCGUCCAAGUGUCCCGCCUGUCCCGCAUUCCCCAAGCAAGACCCCGGCGCCAAUCAGGACUUCUUCCAGUUCAUCAAGCGGAUCGACUUGGACGCCGAAAUCACUUGGCUCAAGGCUGCGUUGUUGUCGGUGGAUUCCCCGGUUGUGUUUGGGCACAAUGAUCUCCAGGAGGGCAACAUUCUUAUUGAGCGAGGCGAGGAUGCCAAAAUAUCGCGUCUCGCAUUCAUUGACUUCGAGUACUGUUCCUACAAUUACCGUGGGUUUGACCUGGCGAACCAUUUCUGUGAAUGGAUGUACAACUACAAAGUGGAUCAUCCGCCGUAUUUCUCCAAUACGCCUGCUAAUUACCCAUCAGUCCAAUCGCAACUGCAUUUCCUCCGAAAUUACCUGGAAGCGCUGGGAAAGGAGAAAGCGUCUAGAUCCGCGACAUCUAGUUUCACAUCCACAAAGCUCGAUUCAGGACAGGUUGACGAAAGUGGGAGUAGAGAACGCAUGUAUUCCGAAGAGGAACUUCGGAAAUUGUUGAGCGAAGUCGACGUUUUCCAACUGGCUUCCCACUUAUUCUGGAGCAUGUGGAGCUGUGUGAAUGCAGUUUCUUCCAAUAUUCCAUUCGGUUACUGGGACUACGCCGUGUGUCGUGCAGAAGCGUAUCUCACACAUAAGCAGAAAAUCCAGCGGAAGCUGGACGCCGAACAACUCGCGUCGACCAAAAGCCCGCAGGCCGGUAAAAGCGUUGCUGACGUGGACUCGUCAACGACGAUCGACCUCAACCCCAUGAAGGAAAAUUCCCGCGCUUCAACCGGCGGCUCUUGGGCCGCACGUCAGGCCAACGGACCUGACUUUGCUUGACAUCGAAUCGGAUUAAAACAAAAGAACGAAUCUAGUUUGUAUUUUUUCUCUCUAUUAUUUUCUUUUCGCGGUUCCACUGCUACAUUCUUUGGCGGGAUUUGUAUGAAUGAUUUGUUGGAUGGCCCACUUUUCUUGUUUUUGAGACGUGGUUGCGAAGGGAUUUCUUUUUUCCCCCUUGCUGGUCUUUAUUUGAUUUCUUUGUCGGUCAACUGUUCGUGGACUGGACUGACGGAAAUUUCCUGCUGUGUCUGGCAUUGUUGCUGUGAAAAUAUUUUUUAUUGUAUGGAUAAAGGACGAGGAAAUAAAGAUGAUGAAUGGUUUA